Messenger RNA from Chelonus insularis, 1309 nucleotides. RefSeq lists its product as uncharacterized. The record is from RefSeq and is a predicted model, not a curated record. The coding region runs from base 735 to 1277 and encodes 180 amino acids. Lineage: Eukaryota; Metazoa; Arthropoda; Insecta; Hymenoptera; Braconidae. The transcript has 4 exons.
GAACUAGAACUUAACCGACAAUAGAUUGCGAUUAAAAAAAAAAUAUAUAAACAGAUUGUAUAGAAGAUACUGAUGUGAUUUAAGCGUAGAUGCUACCACUUGUGGUUGCUGUACAUAUAAGGGAUUAAAGCAAUACCUUAGUACUUAUGACCAUAGAUUUAUGCAUGUAUAUAACGACAUCCGACUUUACUGGAUUUGCGAUGAGGUUCUAUACGGGGUAAAGGGGUAUGGUAGUGAAUUGCCUCUAGAAUCCCGUGACUUGGUUGCUUCACAUCAGGCUCCAAUAAAUUUAAUCGCCUUUUGAAAGUGUAUACCAGUAACUUGAUAUCAAUUGUAACAAAAUGUGAAUUUCUAUUAAGAGAUGAUUGAUCUAUCAAUCUUCAAUAAUCAUUCAAUGGAAUGUGAAUUAAAAUAAGAUACAAAAUUAUAUAGCAGUGAUAUUUUUUAUUUUGUUAAUUCUAUAUGAUUCAACAAAGCCUUGAUUUAAAAAGUUAAAAAUUCUUUCAUGAAAUAAAGAUGAUUAGCCAAUUUCUUGUAUAAAUGAUCAGAAUAGUAGUCAGGUCAUUAAAGUGAAUAAAACAAAAGGCAUGAAGAAUAGAAAUGAAUCUGAAGAGAAUAUGAAUAUAUUUUUUUUUACUAGUUACAUAAUAGUCUAGAUGGAAUGCGUAAUAAGCAUUCAUAAUUAAUAUCUUAGAGAGUUAUUCGAGAUGUUCUAUUGAUCAACAUAAUGAAUAAUGAAUCUCAAAUCAAACAUUUUAGGACUACUGCUUUCAGGAGUUGUAAUUAUAGCAGCACCUUUGUCCAGUGUUCAUGUCAAAAUAUUUUCUCCUCCUCAUGUCUACGAACACCAAUUUACCACUAAUGGUCAAACUACUGUCAGCCAGAAUGCUUUUUUAGCUAUAGGACGUCAAGUAGCAAAGUUUGGGAAUACAAUAUCACCAUUUGGAUCAUCUCAAGGUGUACAACAGUUUUGGCCAGCUGGAGUUUUUGUUGUACCAGGAAAUGAUAAUAAUUAUGGAUAUAAAUCUCGAAUUAUCACGGAUAGAACUUUUGAUUCUGACAAUCGUUUAGAUAACUCUGAUCCAUUUUUACUGACUGGACCAGCAGCUAUGCUUGCAGUUGCAUAUCUCUAUGGUCGAGGAGGACCAUUUUUCCAUGAAAUACCACAUGAAAAAUCUUUACUUGAAAAACAAAAAGACCGAGAAAUCAAUGGACUUCCUGGUAAUAUACUCGGUAGUAUUAGAUUUGGACAUCCUUUUUGUAGAGAUUGUGAAUAAUAAUGUAUAUUUAGUAGCAUCAAUUCAAUUUA